CUCCCUGGAGGAGGAAGCGGCCCCCGAGCCCCCGUGGGAGAAGGACCCGUCUGGCGGGAAGUCGGAGCAGCCCCGGGCAGGCGCCUGCAGCCCGACUGCUGAGGACCCCACUCGGGCAGGCAGUGAAGGAGAGGGCAGCCACCUGAGCCCGGCCGGGCCACUGCCGCCGCUCCGCUUGAACUCCGAAGAACUGAUGAGGGACGUGGCGGGGAGGGACCGCUCCCUGGCCGGCGUGCUGAGCCCCGCCAUCGGGCUGGUGACUGCCGCCGAGCUGAUGGGCGACCUCUUCUCCCCAGGCGGGGGCCCCGCCUGGAAGGGGCAGGAGUGGCCCCUGCAGGCAGGAGGCCUGCCGCUUCCCCAGAGGCGCCCGAGCCAGCCUGCUUCCCCAGCCUGCGGGGGCGCCGUCAGCCCCACCUCCUGCUCGGCCUAUUACAACCUGUCCGCAGGCAAGGCCGAGCUUCUCAACAAGAUGAAGGAGCUGCCGGAGUCGGCUGCCACCAGCUCAGAGGAAGAGGAGCUUGACCACGACCUGGCUCAGAAGAAGAAGCAGCUGAUCGAGAGCAUCAGCCGGAAGCUGGCGGUGCUGCAGGAGGCCCAGCGGGGCCUGCAGGAGGACAUGAGGGCCAACGUGGCCCUCGGCAAGGAGGUGGAGGGCCACAUCAAGAGCGCCUGCAAGCCCCAUGAAUUCGAGAAGUUCCGCCUCUUCAUUGGGGACCUGGACAAGGUCGUCAGCCUGCUGCUCUCCCUCUCGGGCAGACUGGCCCGUGUGGAGAACGCCCUGGGCGGCCUGGACCCGGACGCCAUGGAGGAGAAGCUGGCCUUGCUGGAGAAGAAGCGGCAGCUGGCCGCGCAGCUGGAGGACGCCAAGGAGCUGCAGGAGCACGUGGCCCGGCGGGAGCGCCUCGUCUUCGCCUCCGUGUCGCGCUGCCUGCCCGGGGAGCAGCUGCAGGACUACCAGCACUUUGUGCGCAUGAAGUCGGCCCUCGCCAUCCAGCAGCGGCAGCUGGACGACAAGAUCAAGCUGGGCCAGGAGCAGCUGCGCUGCCUGCGCGAGAGCUUGUGCCGUGCGCCCCGGGAGCACUAGCGGCCCUUCCCGCUGGCGUCAGGAGGGCCCCCUGGCCCCUCGCUUCCCGCCCGUGGGGCAAGGAACGGCCGUGGCCAAGGACCGCCGUGCGGGCAACUGUGCCCCCCCUCCCCGCCCCUCGCCGGUGGGGGCGGCUCGCCGAAGUGCCCGUGGCCGGGUGACCGCGC
Varanus komodoensis (Komodo dragon) is the source of this 1251-nucleotide messenger RNA. RefSeq names its product shroom family member 4 (gene SHROOM4). The record is from RefSeq and is a predicted model, not a curated record. Gene Ontology annotation, cellular component: cortical actin cytoskeleton; adherens junction; apical junction complex. The transcript is spliced from 5 exons. The coding region runs from base 194 to 1084 and encodes 296 amino acids. Gene Ontology annotation, molecular function: actin filament binding. NCBI's taxonomy places the organism in Eukaryota, Metazoa, Chordata, Lepidosauria, Squamata, Varanidae. Gene Ontology annotation, biological process: actin filament organization.